AUGUUAUUAAAAAAGUUGCUCCUAUUAUUAAUCGCCACAUUUCUCGCUUUCUGGUAUUUUUUGCCACAAUACAAUGGUGUGACUAAAAUUGUGGAGGAAGGAGACACCAACGAAUUGCCUAUCAAAUUCUACCACAAAUUCUACAUCGAUCAACGCUAUUCGCCAUGGAGAAUUCGACUUUUUGCAAUGAAACCUUGCGGAAAUCACACGAUUUUUGGCAAAGCUUUCUAUGGAUUUGCGAAAAAGGCAAAAACAUUGCAAUUUCUAGCGCGACAAACUGAAAAAUGGUGUCCCUAUGAGUGGGACAUGGCUUGCUUUUAUAAUUCAUUUUUCUACGAAGCCGAAACUUCUUCUGAAAUUCCUGAAUACCUAGAACUAUACAUUGGAAAUUCUAGAAGAGUCGUGCAAUUCACAAAAUCGAAAAUUGUUGGGAAAUCGAAGAAAAAAGGGUUGACAGUGAUUGUGGCGCCUUUGUAUUUCUAUUCACAUCCUCACAACAUUUUGCUGUUUUUUGAAGUAAGUCUUAAAAUUUCAACAAAAAAUCGCUGUUUUUUGAGAUUUUCUCCAAAAAUCUGGCAUUUCUCUAAUUUUCUAUUGAUUCUUCACAUAACAAUCAAUUUUUUCAAUCACAACCCCAUCCGUAUAACUUACCCUAACUCGAAAACCAUCGCAAAAACCACAAUUUUUCGAACGACCGCCUAAAAACGCUCGAGUCAAGGCGCACACUUUGGUCUCGCCGCGAUGCAUCAUGUGCGCUCUAGCGAACGCGCCAUUUCAAAAAUUUCUUUUUUUCGGCUUGGAAAAAUCAAGGAGCCACCAAAUUCUUGGUGUUUUAUCAUUCUGGGACCAUUGAAACACGAAGAAUAUUGGAAUUUUAUCGAGAUUCAGGAAUUUUGGAGAUUUUACCGUGGUCUGGAUUUGGCGAAUUGCCAAAAUAUAUCCAAAAUCGAUAUCCUGAGGUAAAUUUUCAAAAAAAAAGUGUUUUUUCAAAUUCAAAACUGAAUUUUGCAGCCAGAUUCAUCAGUUUGUCGAAAUGGUCAAACUUUGGCUCAAAACAUAGCCGUCCUGGAAACCGAUACAGAUCUCGCAACUUCAGUGGAUUUCGAUGAGAUUCUGGUAUCCGAAAAUAAUCUCUCAGCAGAUUCUCGAGUUCGUCUCGAAUUCGCUGCAAAUCCCGAACUUGCUGCUGCUGUUUUUCGCCAUUUUUUCGCCGUUUUUCAGCCGAAAAUCGAGAAUUUUGAGUAUUCUGGAGUUUUGACGCCGAUGGUUUUGGACAGAAAAAAAGCGGAUAAAUUCAUUUUCAACGCUUCUCGUGUUGAUAAUAUUGAUGUUCAUCAUGUGAACACAUUUAUUGAGGACAAAUUCAAGGCUGAGAUUUUGGUGAGAGUUUUUGGGCGGGGACGAGAAUCUUGUGAUUUGGUUUUCUAGGCCACGACAACCUUUUGGAAUCAAAAAUAAACGUUUCUGAUGCAAAAUCAAUGAAAUUUAAUGAAUUUUAACCCAGAAACUUUGAAAAUUGAGAAUUCUGGCCUAGAAAUCUUGUGAUUUGGGUUUCUAGGCCAUGACAACCUUUUGGAACCAGAAAUAGACGUUUCUGAUGCAAAAUUAGUGAUUUUUGAUGAAUUUUAACUCAAAAACCUUGAAAAUUGAGUAUUUUGGCCUAGAAAUCGUGUAAUUUGGUUUUCUAGGCCAUGACAACCUUUUGGAACCAAAAAUAGACGUUUCUAAUGCAAAAUUUGUGAUUUUUGAUGAAGUUGAAUUCGAAGACCUUGAAAAUUGAGAAUUUUGGUCUAGAAAUCAUGUAAUUUGGUUUUCUAGGCCAUGACAACCUUGUGGAACCAAAAAUACCCGUUUCUGAUGAAAAAUUAGUGAAAUUUGAUGAAUUUUAACUCAGAAACCUUGGAAAUUGAGCAUUGUGGCCUAGAAAUCGUGUAAUUUGGUUUUCUAGGCCAUGACAACCUUUUGGAACCAGAAAUAGACGUUUCUGAUGCAAAAUUGGUGAAAUUUCAUGAAUUUCAACCCAAAAACCUUGGAAACUGAGCAUUGUGGCCUAGAAAUCGCGUGAUUUGGGUUUCUAGGCCACGCCAAGCUUUUGGAACUAAAAAUAGACGUUUCUGAUGCAAAAUUACUGAUUUUUGACUCAAAAACCUUGGAAAUUGAGCAUUGUGGCCUAGAAAUCGUGUAAUUUGGUUUUCUAGGCCACAUCAAACGUUUGGCCCUGAAAAUUAGUAAUUUUCGGUGAAUUUUGCCUUAAAAUUCUCAAUUUUCCUCCCAAAAAUCCGAUUUUUCCAGAAAAACGCCGCCCUUCUUCACUAUCGUCACAACGGAUUCCAGGACAAUUCCACCCAAAUCAAACUCGACGUCAAAAUCUUCGCAAACCUCUCAGCAUUCGUAAAUCUACAGAAUUUGGUGUCAAAAAUUUUUGGCCGACCGCCAAAACUUCGCCCCAAACUCAACGAGGAUUUGGAUGAGUGUUUUGGGAAAUUGGAGUGAGUUGCAUCUUGCUGCCACGUGGCAAAAUUAUUGAUAUUUGUUGCAGAAAAAUCGAGGAAUGUCGAAGUUUGGUGUAUUUUUGCAAACCGGCUGUCAUGAAAUGGGGAGAAGCUUGGGAUUUCGAGAAAACGCCGGCUAAUCAGAUUUUUUUGUAG
This is a messenger RNA of Caenorhabditis angaria, 2648 nucleotides long. NCBI's taxonomy places the organism in Eukaryota, Metazoa, Nematoda, Chromadorea, Rhabditida, Rhabditidae. The record is from the annotation of a GenBank genome assembly.